UUCCUCGUUGUGAUUUUGAUGAUUUCCCUUCUGGGGAAUAGAUAAUGAAUGGUGGUGUGAAAGCACAGCCUCUUGUUGAAUUGAAAAGGCAGCAAUGGGCUAAGGAAAGGGAGGAAUUGGCUCGAAUGAACGAAAUGUUCUCCUCUCAUCAUCAUCAAUCUUCGUCGUCUUCUCAUCGAUUUGAGCGUACAUCAAUACGCACCUAUUACUCCAACCUGGAUCUCAGUCAAUCGAAUGGAAGCAAUCGACAAAUGAAUACCGUCGGAAAUAGCAACAAUAAUCUACUCCAUCGAGGUAACAGCUAUGACUUGCUAAAUGACGGCGAUGCCACAUACACAGUCCAUAGAAAUCCCCAAACGACCAACCAUCAAAGUCGAUAUUCAAAUGGGUUGGUAAAUGGAGGGUUACAAAAGGCAGCCAAACAACAACGAAUAAGGAGUCCUAGUUUACCAGCCAUUCGUCAUAGGGACUAUGCCUUGGCAAUGCGCCGAAAUAACAACCAAAAUAAUAUUCAAAGUCGACUAAACAAUAAUCCUGGUUGCCAGGAAGAAGACACUUCAGGGUACCUAAGUGAUUCUCCGAAAAAUACCCAUACUCCGGAUAUUUGGUACAACAACAACGAUGACGACCAUGACGAUGGCGGUGGCAAUGUCGAAACGGGAAGUAAUCGAUCCAGACAAAAUAAACGGGGUUACUAUCAGCAGCCAUCAUCAAAUAACGGGAAUAGCUACCAUGGUAAUAAUAAUAAUAAUAAGGGAUAUCUCGUUAGAAGUGAAAAAAUUCAAGAAAAUGUGAACAACGCCCUUGAGGCAAGCCAUAGUCUGGACAAUAACGGGGGCUAUCAGCCAAAUUAUUACAUUCCGCCAACGAGUCCUUCCAAUGCUAGCCGAGAUAUCUCCACUUCGAACACUUAUCCGGUUUAUCCGACAGAACCGUUGGAUUAUUACCCGAAGACACGCGAAGAACGUGCGAAAUGGGGCAACUACAAAUACAACAUGGCUGACAGUGGGAGUACUGCAAGUGGUCCAGGAUGGUUAAGUCGGGGCCUGCAUGAUUUGAAAGAUAGUGAAGACGAUACUCAUUCGGUGCAGUCACAUAUUCGGGGGCAAAAUGUCCCUUUAGAUCCUUUGGUUCUUGCUGAACGAAUGGAUAAACGUAGGAAGGCUGUAGAAUACCACAACGCCAUUAAACAACAGCUUCAAGAGCGUGAACGUAUACGACAAUGGGAAAUGGAUAGACACAUGCAAGAAGAACGAAUUGAAGAAGAGCGUUUGGCACGUCAGCGACAAGCAGAAAAAGAUCGUUUGGAGUACGAACGGAGAAUGCAAAUGGAGAAGGAGGAAGCGCAAAAGAAGAAACAGCAGAUUAUGUUGGAUGCGAUUACGAAGGCAGAAGUUGCAGCAAAGUUGGAGAAACAGCGGAAGAGAAGACAUAAAAUUCCACCACUCGAGGCUGCCAAUAAUGGAAGCAGUAGCAGUAGCAUGGGUUACAGUAGCCCAAGGCUCAGUAAUGGAAUAAAACCCUUGGACAUCGAGUCAGGAACGAGUGGAUGUAAUAUGAUGGUUGUGCAGCAUCAUCCGCCUGAAAAUAAGGCAGUAGACCAGUAUCAGAGACCUCCGAUACCAAAUCGUGAACCAGAAAUUCUGCAAGUGCUUCCAAUUGAAGACGAUGAAGAAAUCAUUGAUCAAACCCAUCAAAUAGAAGUAGAGGCUGACGAGCCAAGUCAGGAUGCACCACCACCUUUAACAGUGAUUUCAACGAAGGUCCAAACAGCUCCCAUUCCAAGCACUUCUCCGAUCAAAGUCAAGGAAGAACCGAAAACAAGGAAUAUCGAAAAAGAACCUCCCAAAGAAAUCGAAGAAGAUGAUCAGGAAGAGGAGAAAAUCCUAAUUGGGACCCCAGUGAACUUACGGAAGAACUACAAAAAACCAUCUGCUAGGAAAACUCAUCAGGAAACACCGCUUCAAGAAACAGAAAAUGUUGCCGUGAUGCUUCAGCCAACCACUUUGAUUCCACUGCCAGUGACCACUGAUGUCUUUGGUCUCCAGAAUGUCAUAGGGAACCUUCAAAUAGCCACCUACAUCAUGCAACAUCAACUAAAAGUUCCCCCUCAAGCAUUAGAUCUAGCAAGUUCGAAAAUGUCCUGCGAUGAUGCAACUACUCAACGUUCCGAAAUUUCCACUGAAAGUAAAAUGAGUAUGGCAGAUGAGGGCCCAUGUAACAUGUGUGGCAAAUGUCAUGGUUUGGGGUCUCACAGACAUAGGCUUGAUACCGAUGCUUCCCCACAAGACUCCCUCGAAAUAGAUCAGCCACAGCCAGUGGAGGAGGUCUUACCAGUUGCAGAGGUUAACCCUUCAGGUCAAGAAGUUGCUCUUAUGACUGUCAAGCCUCCAUUAAGCCCCGAAGAACCCCACAGAAUGGACGGUUUCAGAGAUGUUGAGACACAAACUGAACUUCCACUAAAUUGUGACUUGUGCCUCUUCCAUGACAAUUUCUAUAAAGUUCUGCUUAAACGAGAAGUCUCCACUACAACAACUACCCAGACUUCAAAAACCUCCAAAACAAAGCCAUCUCACGUCGAAAGCCCCGUGGCUUCAGAAAAAGAUCAUGAAACAACUACAACGACCACAACAACAACUACAACUACAUUUCGAGCUAAAGCCAAGGACAAAGAAAAAGAUAAAGACAAAAAGCGAAAGGACAAAAUGGACGAUCGACCGAAAUGGGGAGUUAACCGUCCCGUUGUUCAAUAUGUAAAAGCUAGCGAUCGAGAUCCAUUUUGUUUGCGUAACAAAAAACGUAACACCUCGAAACCAAGUCGUAGUCAAUCGGUUGAUUCACGUUUAGACGUCGAAGAGGGGUUCCUUUUGAAAGCUCGAAAUGUCUGUACCGAAAUACUGCCAAUCAAGACCGAUGAAAAAGGUAGAAUAUUUUUGAACUUCCGUGAAGCUAGCGCCAUUAUGAAUGAAGACGAAAUCAAAGAUAAACUUAGGCAGAAGUAUUUUAGUUUUGGUAGGAUUUUACCAAGACGAAAUUGGGCUUCGGCAACAAAUCAUGACUUGAGUUUGAUGCAUCCAAGUGUUGAUUUAGAAAUGGUUGGUAAUUGCUGAUGAAAUUGGAAGUCUUCUCGAGAACU
Episyrphus balteatus (marmalade hoverfly) is the source of this 3136-nucleotide messenger RNA. RefSeq names its product general transcriptional corepressor trfA. Gene Ontology annotation, cellular component: microtubule; cilium. Gene Ontology annotation, molecular function: microtubule binding. The record is from RefSeq and is a predicted model, not a curated record. NCBI's taxonomy places the organism in Eukaryota, Metazoa, Arthropoda, Insecta, Diptera, Syrphidae. The transcript is spliced from 3 exons. Gene Ontology annotation, biological process: cilium assembly. Bases 45 to 3110 code for a protein of 1021 amino acids.